Messenger RNA from Cotesia congregata, 273 nucleotides. NCBI's taxonomy places the organism in Eukaryota, Metazoa, Arthropoda, Insecta, Hymenoptera, Braconidae. The record is from the annotation of a GenBank genome assembly.
UUACCAACUUCAAUAUUACCCGGUGCCUUUUCCCAUUUAUUAGCAAUACAAGGCAAAGCUAAGCUUGUGAUCAUUGCCAACAAUACUCCACCAUUGAGAAAAUCAGAAAUCGAGUACUACGCAAUGUUGGCCAAGACUGGAGUUCACCAUUACACCGGCAAUAACAUUGAACUCGGUACAGCUUGCGGUAAAUACUUUAGAGUUUGUACUCUCUCAAUCACCGACCCGGGUAACUCAGAUAUUAUUAAAUCCAUGCCAACCGGCGACCAAGCA